This is a messenger RNA of Paramuricea clavata, 568 nucleotides long. The record is from the annotation of a GenBank genome assembly. Lineage: Eukaryota; Metazoa; Cnidaria; Anthozoa; Malacalcyonacea; Plexauridae.
AUGCUCCCCCAAGACUGGAAACUAGCUAAUAUUGCUCCAAUUCACAAAAAGAAUUCGAAAUGCAAGAGAGAAAACUACCGACAAAUCUCACUAACAUCUAUUAUAUCUAAGAUAGCAGAAAAGAUUGUUCAGGAUAGAUCAGUUGAAUUUUGGCUCAGUCGGAAAGUAUUUAAUGAAAAUCAAUUUGGAUAUCUCAAGAACAAGUCUACUUUAUCCCAAUUAUUGUUAUGCUACGACUGGGCAAAGACUAGAAACGAUACAAAAGCAACCGAUGUUGUUUUUAUGGACUUCAGUAAAGCGUUUGACAGCGUGCCACACGAACGUCUGCUGUAUAAGUUGGAACAGCACGGUAUUGGAGGGGCUUUACUGAAAUGGUUUAGAAACUUUCUUACAAAUCGUCAACAACGAGUAGUAGUUCGGGGAUCGUAUUCGAAAUGGACCAAUGUAACAUCAGGGGUACCACAGGGAACAAUUUUAGGACCUAUUCUGUUUUUAAUUUAUAUUAACGAUCUCCCGAAUGAAAUUGUAAGUCACGUCAAGCUGUUUGCAGAUGAUACAAAAGUGUACC